Molecule: messenger RNA, 294 nt
Organism: Amoebophrya sp. A25
Lineage: Eukaryota; Dinophyceae; Syndiniales; Amoebophryaceae
Source: the annotation of a GenBank genome assembly
AUGAAAAUGAGGAGGCGGAUUCUGAUAUCGCUCCCGAGCGUAGAGGUGCGGCAGCCGCAGCUGCGGGGAGGGCGGUGCAACCAGUGCGUGGUUGUAUCUAUAAGGCGGCUAUUGUACUCCACCCGUCGCCGGCAGGUACACCUGACAACACUGGGAUCACCCUUUUGGCGUUCUCGGAAUCCAAUAAAAAAAAAAGGUCCAUGCGGCGGCAAACUGAUUGAUUGGCUGAUUGAUUGCGGACUGAUUGAUUGACCAUGACCAAGAUGUUUUGAAUCCUGAAGAUGGGAAUAAUGA